Sabethes cyaneus is the source of this 890-nucleotide messenger RNA. It is a transcript of the gene Tapdelta, whose product is annotated as translocon-associated protein subunit delta. Bases 196 to 711 code for a protein of 171 amino acids. Gene Ontology annotation, cellular component: membrane; endoplasmic reticulum; endomembrane system. NCBI's taxonomy places the organism in Eukaryota, Metazoa, Arthropoda, Insecta, Diptera, Culicidae. The transcript has 2 exons. The record is from RefSeq and is a predicted model, not a curated record.
GUCUGUCAUCGCUACGUGGCUGUUCAACUUGCCGUCGACGUCGAGCGAGAUCGAAAACUAUCAGCAGAGCAGCAUUGGUUGGUUUGGUUUUGUGAAGCAAAAGCAGAACGUUGUGUUAUUUCGACCGUGUUCCGGUGUACUCUCAAGCUUUUCUAUUUCUACCUAACAAGUUUAACAGUUUUCCAAGAGUUAAACAUGAUCGCGAAAUCUUUCCUCUUUGUUGCCCUGGCGGCAGUGACGAUUUCCGCAUGCCAGGCUAGUUCCUGCUCUAAUCCGGAGGUGAAAGCUAACUUUUUCUACACGAAGGAUGCAACCAUCGUAAGUCAGAUCGCAUUCGUCUCGGAAUUCACUUUGAAGUGUUCCAAUGCGGGAGCCGAAAAACUGCCUCUGUUCGCUGAAGUUGCUGGAAAAUUAUCUCCGGUUGUUCGAAUUGGCGAUAGCAAAUACCAGGUCAGCUGGAACGAAGAAAUCAAAAAGGCUAGCAGCGGCCGGUACACGGUCCGCCUGUUCGACGAAGAGUCAUUUGCAGCCGUCCGGAAAGCGCAACGUGCCGGUGAGGAUGUACAGGCGGUGAAACCGCUAACCAGUCUGCUGGGGCACUACCCCGGUGCCUACAAGGGACCGUGGAUUAACUCGGAAAUUCUGGCAGCCGGUGUGGUCGGAGUCGUGGCGUAUGUGGCCUUUUCGACCCGCACCAAACUGUUAGCCUAAGCGUGUGUGUGAGAGAGAGAGCGUUAAGAAUAAGAUUGCGCACCCGACAUCGUCACAUCCUAUCAUCCGCUGGAUUAGCCAGCAAUGCAUUUUUCGCAUGGUUUUUUGCUUGUUUUACACGAGAAGCUGUAAGAAGUAGGAUUCAAGGACACGUUAAUAAACCUGCUUUGUUAAAAUGA